Apodemus sylvaticus (European woodmouse) is the source of this 5580-nucleotide messenger RNA. RefSeq names its product RGP1 homolog, RAB6A GEF complex partner 1 (gene Rgp1). Gene Ontology annotation, biological process: retrograde transport, endosome to Golgi. The transcript is spliced from 9 exons. Lineage: Eukaryota; Metazoa; Chordata; Mammalia; Rodentia; Muridae. The coding region runs from base 181 to 1356 and encodes 391 amino acids. The record is from RefSeq and is a predicted model, not a curated record. Gene Ontology annotation, cellular component: Ric1-Rgp1 guanyl-nucleotide exchange factor complex; Golgi membrane.
AGUCUGAGUUUGGAUCCAGAGACGUGACGCGCGGCGCUGUUCUGGGCUGGGACGUGGAGCCUCAAGGGAAGCGGGGCAGAGGCAGGCCAAGGGGCCUAACUUAAACCCUGGGCGCAGGGAGGUCUGGAGCUAAAGCGACGCCCUCCCGUAGUCAGUACGGAAUUUGGUUCUGGAGCUGCCAUGAUUGAAGUGGUAGCUGAGCUGAGCCGAGGACCUGUGUUUCUGGCGGGGGAGGCUCUGGAAUGUGUGGUGACUGUCACUAAUCCCCUGCCCCCGACCGCCACUUCUGCAUCCAGUGAGGCUCUUGCCUGGGCCAGUGCCCAGAUCCACUGCCAGUUCCAUGCCAGCGAGAGUCGAGUAGCACUGCCACCCCCCGACUCUAAUCAGCCUGACGUCCAGCCUGACAGCCAGACUGUCUUUCUGCCGCACCGAGGUGAGAGGGGUCAGUGUAUCCUUUCUACUCCACCAAAAAUUCUGUUUUGUGACCUGAGGCUAGACCCUGGAGAGUCCAAAUCAUACUCCUACAGUGAAGUGCUGCCCACGGAGGGGCCACCUUCCUUCCGGGGUCAGUCGGUCAAAUAUGUCUACAAAUUGACCAUCGGCUGUCAGCGAGUCAACUCACCCAUCACCUUACUCCGAGUCCCUCUGAGAGUUCUUGUGCUGACUGGUCUUCAAGAUGUCCACUUUCCCCAGGAUGAGGCUGUGGCGCCGUCCAGUCCCUUCUUAGAGGAGGAUGACGGUGGGAAGAAGGAGUCAUGGCUGGCCGAGCUAGCUGGGGAACGGCUCAUGGCUGCUACAUCCUGCCGCAGCCUCCAUCUGUACAAUAUCAGCGAUGGCCGAGGGAAAGUCGGCACGUUUGGUAUCUUCAAAUCUGUGUACAGACUCGGCGAGGACGUGGUGGGGACCUUAAACUUUGGGGAAGGGACCGUAGCUUGUCUGCAGUUUUCAGUAAGCUUGCAGACUGAAGAGCGGGUACAGCCUGAAUACCAGCGGCGCCGUGGGACCGGAGUCGCCCCUUCAGUGUCCCAUGUGACUCAUGCCCGGCACCAGGAGUCCUGCCUGCACACAACCAGAACCAGCUUCUCUCUCCCGAUUCCUCUCUGCUCUACCCCUGGCUUCUGCACCGCCGUUGUGUCCUUGAAGUGGCGAUUACACUUUGAAUUUGUAACAUCCCAAGAACUAGCAUUGGUACUUCCGCCCCCACUGGAGCAGCCUGAGCCUGUGACCUGGACAGGGCCUGAGCAGGUGCCUGUGGGCAGCUUCAGCUGGGACCUCCCCAUCAAAGUGCUCCCCACAAGCCCCACCCUGGUCUCCUACGCUGCCCCAGGCCCCAGCACCAGCAGUAUAACCAUCUGAACUGGUUCACACCCACCGCGGCAGCGAGUGUUUUCAAGAAACCGAGAACUCGGACACCUGGACUCCCAUGGGGGCCCACGGUUCCCACCUGGCGGCCUGCAGCACAGGCAAUGAGAAAGACGGGCUUUCAGCUGGAGCAUUAAUUUAUUUAUUUGGAGGACGUUGGCAGCUGCUAGUGGUUUCCCUGGAAGUGGCAGCAGCAGUGAGCAGUCAGCAGAUGGGUGAGCCUUUAGCUGGAGUGGGGGGCGGGAGCCCCAGGAGCAGGGGUGUUAGCUGAGCCCCAUUCUAAGUCGGGUCCUCCCCCUUUGCAGGGCAGCCGAGGGUCAGCUUUUUGCACCAGGGAAAACUGACAGGUUCCUGCCUCCUGUCGCACUUCACAGCCAGCAGGGAAGUCGAUGGGAUGCUGAGACCUAGAGAACCAAAGACAGGGAGGGAGUCAGUGCAGCGCGAAGUGAGGGCCCGCCCUUUGCCACGCCCGUCCUCCCACGCCCUCCUUCAGUGUCCCAGCUCCUCUGCUAAGCUCUCUGCUCCCCCGCAGAUCUACCUCGACUCCCCUCCCGCUGGUGCCUUCACAUCUGCAGUCUCCUGAUGCCCUUCUGUCUACUCUUGCCUCAGAGGUCCAGGGACUCACUGGCCAUCCCUUAGGCACACCAGAGGCACUCUCUCUUGGCCACUCUUGGCUACUCACGUGUCACAGCAGCCCACGCCAACAGGGUGCAGACAGGUACAAUGGAAGCAGUCCUUGCGGAGCCAGGAUUCGCCCAGAGUGAAAUAUCUCCCCUCGUAGUGGCAGGGGGCUGGGGAAGGAAGGAUGAGAAUUGCUGGGUUAGGAGGUGAGAAUUGGGAGUGUGAGCAGAAGUCUGUCCUGGCCCGGGGUCCGAGAGAACCAAUGCACACCACCGCUCCGGACCGCCUUCCUGUUCCUAAUAGGGUUGGGCAUCUCCAAGUCACCACUACUACCUUCAUCUUCCCUUUAAGCAUCUUUACCUUGAGCUUGGAAGUAACACUUGCUGUUAACUCCUGGGUGCUGCAGGAACAGAGACAGCACCAAGCAGAUGAUCCUCCAGCCUCCGAGGAUUCCUUUGGCCUGGCCAGCCCAGGGCAUCCUUAGGGCCAUUCCCGCAGCUGAGCUCUCGCCGACCCUUCCUGGCUUCUCAGAUUCCUCUAGUCUCACCCCCUGCUCUUCCUGCCUUGCUCCUUGACUCUCCUUGGGCUCCAGUCUCAUACCAUGGCAGUGCCCUCUGCUCUUACAGGCUGGGAAUGUUUAUAAAGUGAGGACCCUGGCCCCCUGCUGAGGAGAGCUGGACAGGCUGUAACUGUUUCCUGAGGUAAGGGCAUGAAAACAAGAGGUCCGGCCUUUAACAAGCUGUGAGAGCUGAUUCAUGCCCCACACAGCUAGGAGGAGGGAGGUGGCCAGGGAAGGGGCACUGAACUGGGCACUGCCACAGCCAGGAGCGGGAGGGUGGGAGGCCCCAGGUGGUCCCCAGAUCUCCUUGACCUGCAGAGAGGAAGCAUUCCAUCAACCCUCCCUCCACCAGCAGCAGGGGUGUGUGUGCUGGGAUCCCUGCCUGGACCGGAGGGAGGCAUUUCCUGGGGAUGGCUAAUCCUGUGCCCCAGCCAAACCAAGGAGCUGCACAAGGGCGCAACUGCCAAAGUCUCCAGGAGAGCAGGCAGGCAUCUGGAUUGGAGCACUUCCCUCCGAUUCCCCUGAUGCAUCUGGAAAAUGGCUGCCCUCAGCAUUGGGAGGGGAGGGGCUCAUCCGUAGACCCCUCCCAAAGAUAACCUUUGCAUUUUUACCCCAAGUGGACAGCAGAUGCAGAUUGUCCCGUCCCUGACAAUGCUUCUGCACCCCCCCAGAGAAACAUCUCCAAAUACAGAAGUCACCCCACUGUCACAGAGAUAGAUGCCCCCUCUUUCCUCAUGAUGGAACAAAGCUUUCUAAGGUCUGAGUUUCUGCAGGCUCUGGAAGGGUGCUGGGAUUCACAUGACAAGGCACUGGCUAGCUGAUCUUGCACAGGUCUCUUCACCUGCCUCCCUGCUUCCUCAUCUGAACUGAGAGUAGAAAUGCCAGUUCAUGGCUUGUGAGACGGAUGCACACAGGAUAUUCCUAGCUCCAUCUUUGGCUCAUGGCCCUUCAAAAAUAGCCACUGAUCGAGGCUAAUGCUAAGAGACAAUAAUGAUGUUCUUUUCUCUGGACAACAGUAAGUAGCUAUGCACAGCUGAGGGCUUCUGUCGUGGACUCCCCAGACCAGCUGCUGCCCUUCACGUGUAUGCACCAUGGUUUCCUACAGUCUCCUUCAAAGACAUAUUUUGUCCUGGGAGCAUCUUGGCUUUAGGCCUUGACAUCUGGGUUGAAAGGUGAUGUUGAUAAAGCUGCUUUUCCCACUUCCGUACCUUGGGAAGAGGGAUCAUGCCUUAUUCUCCCUUCAACUAACUUUAGGGCUCCGCUUUUUCUUAUUUGGAUUCUGACUUUCCCCUCUUCCCCUCAUGUGGACUCCAAGACUCCUUUGUGACCCUGGUCAAACUGGACUUCUUUUGUUCUCCUAGCCCCGCUGUUCCCCUGGGACGUUUGUUGUGGUUUGCAUUGAGGCCUGCAGUCCCAUUCCCCCUUUCCCUUUACUCCCCACCGCCUCCCACAGCAGAUAUAGCUUCAGCCAGCCGACCUUGUCAGGUGCCCCAGGCCCCGCCUGUCACCUCUUCUGCAGCUGCUGUCAGUACACCUCCAACUCCUUAGCAGUCUUCCUCCAGAUACCUUUUGCCUUGGCCCGGGCGGGCUGUAGUUCAGUAAUAGUAUUUGCUUAUCAUUCCAGUGUCCCUGGUUCCACCCCAAACACCUCCUAAAAUUGAGUGGAGGAAAACAAGAUUUCUUUUCAGAUAGUUAUUGAGAUCUAAACAAAGGAGAACUUAGCAGGGGGACACCCAGGUAAGCCCCCUGGGGGCGUGGAGGGGAGAGCAAGGCCUUGACUCCUUCCUGUCUUGGCUGGAGAAGGAUUAGAAAGGAUCUAGCUUAGAAGUUUGUGUAGUAGUUAGCUCUCACCACUGCCUUUGGGGGAUCUGCCUGAAGGCUGAGCGUAGACCAUUUUCUGCAGUAACUAGAGAUCCUGGAGGCAGAGGAGGUGCUGGAAUGGGACCUGGUGGACAUUAGUGUAGGAGCCACACCAAACUGCAAAGUGAGGGCGUGCCUCCUGAAGUGCAGGUGAAGGCGUGUAUCUGUGGGAACAUCUGGAAGGAGGCAGAGGCUGAGCAGAAUUCCUUUCUGAGGUGCCAGGGCAGUGGGGACCUGGCUGAUAGCCUAGGCAAUGGGGUGUGUAGAGGCUGUGGUAGGAGCCAAGCCUACUGAGUCCCAGGGGAGUAGCCUUGGGGACAAGGGGCAGGACAGGGUCGGGGUGAGGGUUGGCGCAGGCCACCUAUGCAGGGACAAGGAAAACAUCCGCCAGAGCUGGACCAGGCUGUGUUCCAGCUGUGCAGGCAGGUGUGCAGGGUGAGGAUGUGAGCUCAUUCCGGGUCUGAGUCACCCCAACCCUGCCUGCUUUGCCCAAAUGCGACAGGGCACGGUGUUUGGAGAUGAUGGCUCAGGGUGAUUUGGGGGACUGGAGCCCAGAGAGGGGAAAGUCCUGAACAAACCCAAAGGAAUCAUGGAAGGGGCUGCAAAGUGCAAAGCCCCUAAAUUCAUAGCUUGUGGCUGAAUAGACAUAUCGGGGCAGGUUAGAGCUGGAAACCCUGAGGGGAAGGGCAGAGGGAAGGCCCUACGGAGUCUUCCUAGAGUGGAGGAUCCAGAGAAGCAGAGGCAGGAGGUGAGGCUCCCGCUGCUGAGGCACCGUCCAUCAAGUCAGAAGGUGCAAUAGGCCAGCCAGGACUGUCCAGGCCCGUGUGAAGGAAGGGCUCCAGGGAGGCUUUGAUUAUUUGGAUCUUUGCAGUAACACCUGGUUCUAAAGAGGCUUUAUGUUCUGGAAUAGUCGUUAACUGGAACCAUGUUGGCCCAUGACCAUGAAGAUAGUGGAUGGUGUAAGAAGACAGUUCUCUGUGUCUCCCAUGGUACCCAGCCUACCAUCCAGUACCCCACUCCCAGGCCCCAAAGGAAGGCUGAUAGGGCUGUUUCCAUAUAACCAUCCCAACACUGAGAAGCAGGAGGUUGCUCUAGCUUGGACUACAGAGUGAGACCCUAUUUUAACAACAAUUUGCUCUUACUGAAUCUUAAAAUCUUGAAUAAAGGUUGAAAAUCAA